This is a messenger RNA of Linepithema humile (Argentine ant), 1739 nucleotides long. The record is from RefSeq and is a predicted model, not a curated record. Lineage: Eukaryota; Metazoa; Arthropoda; Insecta; Hymenoptera; Formicidae.
AAUUCGAUCCAUUCGCGCGAGCCUUGGAGCAACAGGCCAGUAAAUACACACGAGAAGAUUCUUUAAUUUUCGGAACAUAUAAAACUAAAAUACUAUUCGUUUUCAAUAGAAUAUUACGUAAUCUAGAUAUUCUAAGAGUAUCUUGUUCAGCACGGUGCCAUCGCGAUUGAAGCAACCUCAGCAUUUAAAGGCUAAAUGUGUCAGUGAAAAAUUCGAGAGUCAUCACGUCUGUCGCAUAUCGUGUAACGAGAUUUCGUCUGAAGAAAAUAAAAAAUUAUAUAAAAUCGACGGUCGUAAUGGCGAUUAAUCCUGCAGAAUUUAUCGCAUCGAAACGACAGAUAUUAUUCUGUCUAUUUAUGUUAAGUCAAGUUAGUAAUGGUCAUGACAAGGAUGCACAUACCCUUCAGUACACUAAUGAGAAUUUCUCAGCAGAAAUUAAAAAGAAAAAUCACUUUGUUAUGUUCUAUGCACCAUGGUGCGGUCAUUGCCAAAGAUUAGGCCCAACAUGGGAACAAUUAGCAGAGCAUCACGAAGAGGAUAGUAAUGUAAGAAUCGCCAAAGUAGAUUGCACAAUUGAGAGCACUUUGUGUAGCGAACAAGAUGUCACUGGCUAUCCCACGCUAAAGUUUUAUAAAGUUGGAGAAACCAAAGGCAUCAAAUUCAGAGGAACCCGAGAUUUAGCUUCUUUGACUUCAUUUAUUAAUGAUCAACUAGCCACUUCUUCUACGGAUGAAUCAGACCCUGUCUGUUCUCCUCCAGAAACUGUGAACGAAUUAACAGAGGACACAUUCGAAAAGCAUAUUUCUUCUGGAUAUCAUUUUGUCAAGUUUUAUGCACCUUGGUGUGGACACUGUCAGAAAUUAGCACCAACAUGGGAUGAAUUGGCUAAUAGUCUUCGCAAUGAUGAUGCAGUUAGUAUCUCUAGGAUAGACUGCACCCAACAUCGUAGUGUUUGUGGUCAAUUUGACAUUAAAGGAUAUCCCACAUUGUUGUGGAUUGAAGAUGGGAAAAAGAUAGAUAAAUAUACUGGACAACGCACUCACGAGGAGCUGAAGGCCUAUGUGUCGAUGAUGCUGGGCAAGAACGCUGACGAGGCGAAUCAGAAGAGUAAAAAUACCGACGAAGGUCGACACACUAUAUUAAGUCUGACUGCUGACAGUUUCAAGCACGGUGUCGAGAAAGGUCUCUCCUUUGUGAAGUUCUUCGCGCCUUGGUGCGGACAUUGCAAACGUUUGGCACCUACGUGGGAGGAACUCGGUAAGAAAUUCUUCGGCAACGAUAACGUGAAUAUCGUUAAAGUUGAUUGCACACUGGACACGAGCAAACAGUUAUGCAGCGAACAAGAGGUGGACGGUUUUCCGACGUUGUACUUAUACCGGGACGGACGUAAAGUCUCUGAGUACAACGGCUCGCGUAAUCUCGAGGAUCUGUAUGACUUCGUGAUGAAUCACUUACAGACACAUGACGAAUUGUAAUCUUGUUUAUCGGUAAUUUAUCGAUAAAGCACUGAAAUAAGUCUUGCUAAUAAUAUUUCCAAUAAUAUUUUAAGUAAUGAAAUUAAUGAUAUAAAUAUAUAUAUAUAUAUACGUCCGAUAUCAUACUAUCUAUCAUCAAAAGCGAUAGCUUUUUCAUUUUUAUAUCCUAUACAUCGAGACAAGAAAUAACAGUUAGAAUAUAACAUACCAGAAUGUAAUCUCAUCUCAAAUGUACUUCCAUAAUACAAUCUUUACGAUUGUCUA